ACGCUCACGGGCUGGUCUCCCUACUUCCCCGGGCCAAGCCCGCCCACCAGCUCCGAAGCUAGCCUCUCACUGGUCCAGCUGAGUGCUCGUCUCCGCAGCAAGCCAAUUAGAGCCCCACUUCCUACCCCAGGGGUUUGGAAACGGAAAAGACCUCGGCGGUCCCCGGGCGUAGGGCGGGGCCGCCGCUCCCAGCCGGCUGGGUAGCUGAGUGACAGCUCCACCUUCCAAUAGGAAGAGCCCUUGGACCUGCCCCUUUCUGGCUCCCGGCUAGAAAAGAGCGUUGAUGCCGGCGGCAGCGAUGAGUCCUCGGAGGCGUUGGCCCCUUGGCGGCCCGGAGGAGCUGUCGCUGGCCUCUCUGCAGAUGCCUAGAAGAAAAUGACAUAUAUGGCUUGCAUUUGUGGCUUACAUUAUAUUCCGAUUGGACAGAAUCGGUCUAAUGGAUGAAUACAGAUUACCUAGAGCAAGAUGUACUGUUACAACUGAACGUUGGCCCACUUGCAACGCCAGGGAAGCUCAGCCACCAUGUCCAAGUAUAAACUUAUUAUGUUAAGACAUGGCGAGGGUGCUUGGAAUAAGGAAAACCGCUUUUGUAGCUGGGUGGACCAAAAACUUAACAGCGAAGGACUGGAGGAAGCACGGAACUGUGGGAAGCAACUCAAGGAGCUAAACUUUGAGUUUGACCUCGUAUUCACGUCCGUCCUGAAUCGGUCCAUCCACACGGCCUGGCUGAUCCUGGAGGAGCUAGGGCAGGAGUGGGUUCCUGUGGAAAGCUCCUGGCGUCUAAACGAGCGUCACUAUGGGGCCUUGAUCGGUCUCAAUAGAGAGAUAAUGGCUUUGAAUCAUGGCGAAGAACAGGUGAGGAUCUGGAGAAGAAGCUACGAUGUGACCCCACCUCCCAUUGAGGCGUCCCAUCCGUACUAUCAGGAGAUCUACAGUGACCGAAGGUAUAAAGUGUGCGAUGUCCCUGUGGAUCAGCUGCCACGGUCCGAAAGCUUAAAGGAUGUUCUGGAGAGACUCCUUCCCUAUUGGAAUGAAAGGAUUGCUCCGGAAGUAUUAAGUGGCAAAACCAUUCUGAUAUCCGCUCAUGGAAAUAGCAGUAGGGCACUCCUGAAGCAUCUGGAAGGUAUCUCAGAUGAAGACAUUAUCAACAUCACUCUCCCUACUGGUGUCCCCAUUCUCCUGGAACUGGAUGAAAACCUGCAUGCUGUUGGACCUCACCAGUUCCUGGGCGACCAGGAGGCAAUCCAAGCAGCCAUUAAGAAAGUAGAGGAUCAAGGAAAAGUGAAACGAGCUGAAAAAUAAAGUCUUUGCCGAGUAUGGCCUCAGAAUAGGUGUAAAAGCAGUGGCAUAUAUUGUGUUAUGGGUGCCAAUCUCUCCUCAUCUCUGUCUCUCUCCUCUCUGUCUCAUGAAUUUGCAUUUUCCAGAGCUAGUCUGUAGGACAGAGUUUAGGGUAACUUAUCUUUGUCUAGGUAAUGGCUUUAGGAUGCCUGAGUACCUCAUGUCAUAAGACUUAGGAGUUAACAGUCUGCGAGCCCUGUUUGAAUUAGUCACCAACCUUAGUAACCAGUUGGGUUUGAUCAAAGUCCUAAGUUUCUGAGAUGGGAGAGUAAUAAGUGAAGGUGCAGUUCAAGGGUUACAUCAUUCAAUAAAUCACCAUUAUUGAGUCACCACUGCCUGGCACUAUUCCAAGCCUGAGGUCAUGGCAGCAAACAAAAGAUAAAAAUCCUUAAAAUAUGCAUUGUUGUUCACUUAACUGUCUUAAUAGUUCACUUCACCUUUAAUAUUUACUAAGACUUUCUGGGAUGGUGGUAAAGGAUAUUAGAUAAUUCACUAUAUUAAAGUAUUUAUUACUAGUCUUUUCCUCUACGAAAAGAGAUCCUUCGGUAGUUAAGACCAGAGGCUCAUUGAAUGGGAACGUCACAGGUGGGUUCCUCUAAGCAAACAAUGAUGAUGACAGUGUCAAAGGGCAAGAGGGCCUUUAACUGUCUAUAGUUUAGGGACAUCCUUUGGCAUUUGGUAGAAUUCCUCUUGGCCACUAGAAUUAGCAGCACAUAGACGACCAUAGCUGUUUGUGCUCUUGUUUUUGUUUUUUUUUGUGCUUCAAGUUUUGGAUCCUUAAAAUUGGUUUAGAAAUAAAGUUCUGGGACUGAAAAUGACAUCCCCAAAGUGUCUUGAUAUGUUUCAUAAGUGAAGUCUCUGAGCUAGUCUAUAACACUGUAAGAGUCGUGUUUAUUUCAACACAUAAACGUCUAAAACCCAUGCUACUACUUGGGCUCCAUUUCAUCUUUAAUUUAGGACUCUUGUAGUAUUGGACAAGGAAGGUGGUUGACAAGGAGAAAGAUGAAGCUGGCUUGCUCACAGCUGGUCACAUCUGUGAUGCACAGGCUGUGAAAUGUGCAGGCCUUACAUCAAACUCACUGCCGUCGAGUCAGUUCCGACUCAUAGCGACCCUAUAGGACAGAGUAGAACUGCCCCAUAGAGUUUCCAAGGAGCGCCUGGCGGAUUCGAGCUGCCACCCUUUUCUUUAGCAGCCAUAGCACUUAACCACUACACCUCCAGGGUAUGCCUUACACAGACCCUCUUUAUUUAUGAAUCAUAGUUUAUAUACCUUUAUUCGCAUGGAUAACAUAAAUGGAAUAUUGGGGCCUGUCACAUGCCUUUGUUCAUCAGCUGAAAGGGAACAUGACAGUAUUUCGUGUAGAGUACCAAAAAAGGUAUGGACAAAAUUGAUUGCUUAUCAAUCUUACUCUUUCCCACAGUAUGUUUUUAG
This is a messenger RNA of Loxodonta africana (African savanna elephant), 2770 nucleotides long. RefSeq names its product bisphosphoglycerate mutase (gene BPGM). Gene Ontology annotation, molecular function: intramolecular phosphotransferase activity. The transcript has 4 exons. Gene Ontology annotation, biological process: glycolytic process. Lineage: Eukaryota; Metazoa; Chordata; Mammalia; Proboscidea; Elephantidae. The record is from RefSeq and is a predicted model, not a curated record. Bases 523 to 1302 code for a protein of 259 amino acids.